CCUUGUUCAUCAACGUCGCAUCUUCUAUAUCUCUCUCUUAAUUCUUUGUUCAGAUCGAUCUGUUUCACUUCUGUUAGUCAUUUUCAGUGUACGUGUUCAUCAUGAAGAACAAGGCUUCAGUUUUCUUGAAGCAGAUAAUCACCUUGCUGAGCUCAAUAGCCAAAUCGAAGACAAUGGCGAUCAAGAGCAAAACCAGCGCGGCCAAGGCUCGCCUCAUAAUGUUCUCUUUGGUCAAGAACAAGAAGGUCUUGAUGGACACAGUCUCGCACAAGUUUCAUAACCUCCUCGGCCACCACGACAAAGACAGAAACCAAGGCGAUGACGACGAGAGCCGGGCCGUUGUGCUCUACAAUGCCAUCGCCAACGAGUACUCGAAUGCAGCUGGCGCGAGCCAUCUGCACACCAUUGAAGACGAGGAGGAGGAUGACAAUGACAAUGACAAGUUUCCCGAUCUGAGGCACUGCCUUUUCGACGAAGACGAAAACUUCGAUGACAUUAAGGCCGGUGGGUCUGUGGUUGAUAUUGUCAAGAAUUCAAAAGAGGAUGGAGAGGAUUUCAAGCUGGAAGACGAGAUUGAUCAAGUUGCGGACUUGUUCAUUACAAGGUUUCACAAACAGAUUCGCUUGCAGAAGCUUGAGUCCUUCAAGAGGUACAAAGACAUGCUCGAGAGAAGCACCUAACUAGCUAGACUGAUCGAACCAUUUUCCUCAGUCAGCAAUUUUACAUGCAUCUGUGGGGAAGUUAAUCCAACCCAUCUGCUAUGAUAUCUACUAUAUAGAACUUCAGCAGCCAGCUUCUUAUGCCACAUGCAGAUUAUGUUGCCCUGGCUGAUUUCAGUGAAUUAUGCACUUCACUGAAAUUACAGACCUGUCGGAUUUGGGGGCUUGUUUCUAAUAUUUGAUUUUCUAUUUUCUGUUCGACAUUUGUCUCUUUUUCUCUCUGACAUUUGUUGCCUUGUAAUUUGCAUACAUGGCCGUAGCGUCAAUUAAGCUACUUCUUGUAAUGAUGUAUAGCAUUUAUAUGAAUAAACGUUAGUGUU
Argentina anserina (silverweed cinquefoil) is the source of this 1039-nucleotide messenger RNA. RefSeq lists its product as uncharacterized. The record is from RefSeq and is a predicted model, not a curated record. Lineage: Eukaryota; Viridiplantae; Streptophyta; Magnoliopsida; Rosales; Rosaceae. Bases 102 to 680 code for a protein of 192 amino acids. The transcript has a single exon.